UGCGCUGGCGCUCGGGCUGCAGCGCCGCCAUGGGCUCGAGCAGCUCGCACGCGGCGCUCAUUCCCGACGCGGACAGCCUCCGGCGGGAGACGGGCUUCUCGCAGGCCAGUCUGCUCCGCCUCUACCACCGGUUUCGGGCCCUGGACACGAACAAGAAGGGCUACCUGAGCCGCAUGGAUCUGCAGCAGAUUGGGGCGCUGGCCGUGAACCCCCUGGGAGACCGCAUUAUAGACAGCUUCUUCCCUGAUGGGAGUCUGCAAGUGGAUUUCCCAGACUUUGUCAGGGUCCUGGCUCAUUUUCGACCUGCAGACGAUGAGGACGCAGGACUCCGGGACCCCAGGGAACCUGAACCCCUCAACAGCAGAAUGAACAAACUUCGCUUUGCGUUUCAGCUCUACGACCUGGAUCGGGAUGGAAAGAUCUCCAGGCAUGAGAUGCUACAGGUACUCCGGCUGAUGGUCGGGGUGCAGGUGACGGAAGAGCAGUUGGAGAGCAUCGCCGAACGCACGGUGCAGGAGGCCGAUGAAGAUGGCGAUGGGGCUGUGUCCUUCCUGGAGUUUGCCAAGUCCUUAGAGAAGAUAGACAUCGAGCAGAAAAUGAGCAUCCGGAUCCUGAAGUGACCCCGUUUGUGCCUUUGGCUGGCUUACACAGACCGGCCUUGCUUGGGAGUCAUCUUUAGCCCCAUGGAGGCACGGCCCCAGUAAAUUGUAUUCUUACUUCUGUACUGAACUCUAUUUAAGGCCAAGGAGAGAAAGCUGGAAGGAUAUAUACUAAAGUCUAACUCAUUUGAUCUCAGAUCUGUGAAUCAGGCAGAAAUCUUUUGGUUGCAAGUCACUAAAAACCCAAAUCAAAGGGACUUCAGUUAAAAAGGGAUUUUAUGGGCUCGUGUAAUUAAAAAGUCUGGAGGUAUGUUCAGAAGACUGGAAAAGUCUGGAAGCGUCUCAGGCACAGCUAGAUCCGAGGGCUCCAAAGAUGCCAUCAGGGCUCAGUUAUUCUCCGUCUCAGCUUUCCUGAGAGUGAAAUCAACACAAAAGAAAGCUGAGAUUCUCCAACUCUUGGCAUUUUCUGAGUUCAGGGAGUUCAAGGUCCUGUAAAGAUUAUGCAUCUUUGAGACUCUGGAACCGAAUUGUCUGGGGUGGCAUAUUAACCCCAUUGCCACUUUUGGGUUUUGACUGUAGUAUGAUUCUGACAAAUGAGUCUCCUAGUUGAGGGGAGCGGGUGAGGGGUAAUUGAUUCCUUCAGGAAUUUUGGGAUUUUUGUCAGGAUUACCACGCGAAUACUUUCCAACUGAGGGAUGUUUGUUUUGUCUUUGUUCCCAAUUAAAGAUGGGGGUCUGGAUGAAACUCA
Equus quagga is the source of this 1347-nucleotide messenger RNA. It is a transcript of the gene CHP2, whose product is annotated as calcineurin like EF-hand protein 2. Bases 30 to 620 code for a protein of 196 amino acids. The transcript is spliced from 7 exons. Gene Ontology annotation, molecular function: calcium ion binding. The record is from RefSeq and is a predicted model, not a curated record. NCBI's taxonomy places the organism in Eukaryota, Metazoa, Chordata, Mammalia, Perissodactyla, Equidae.